Messenger RNA from Clupea harengus (Atlantic herring), 1481 nucleotides. RefSeq names its product ORMDL sphingolipid biosynthesis regulator 1 (gene ormdl1). Lineage: Eukaryota; Metazoa; Chordata; Actinopteri; Clupeiformes; Clupeidae. Gene Ontology annotation, cellular component: endoplasmic reticulum membrane. The record is from RefSeq and is a predicted model, not a curated record.
CACCCAAAAAUACAGCGAGCUAUCUGUUGUGUGGUGAGACAACAACAGCUGAAACGGGGAGUGGGAAGGUUAGCCUUCGCAGUGCAGUACAGCUAGCUGCGUUUCAAAACAGAUUUGUCAAAGGUACUUCUAAAAGCAAAAUGAACGUCGGAGUGGCCCACAGUGAAGUAAACCCCAACACUCGAGUUAUGAACAGUCGAGGCAUUUGGUUAACAUACGCUCUUGGUGUCGGAAUGCUUCACAUUGUCCUGCUAAGCAUUCCUUUCUUCAGUGUUCCUGUCGUGUGGACACUCACAAAUGUUAUACACAAUUUUGGAAUGUAUGUGUUCAUGCAUGCGGUGAAGGGAACCCCGUUCGAGACCCCUGACCAGGGCAAAGCCAGACUCUUAACACACUGGGAACAGCUAGACUACGGCGUGCAGUUCACAUCAUCCAGGAAAUUCUUUACCAUCUCUCCCAUAAUUUUAUACUUUCUCGCCAGCUUCUACACAAAAUAUGACCCGACACACUUCAUUGUAAACACAGCCUCGCUCCUGAGUGUUCUGAUCCCAAAGCUGCCACAACUACACGGUGUCCGAAUCUUUGGGAUCAACAAGUAUUAAAUGUGGAGCUCUUGGGAGUCGCAUUUCUGACCCGAUUCUCAGCCACAAGUUAUUGCUUCAUACUGUGGGGUGGUGAAUAGGAAAACCUUUGUACGGCGGUGGUGUAUACUUAGCAGUUUUGUACUGUCUGUUAUAAUUGUCCCUUUCAUUACUUGGAUACAUCGGGAGAAACUAUAACAGGGAUAUGGACAGAGGAGAAUGCCAUGUGCAUUACUAACUUAAGUAAAAAAAAAAAAAAAAAAAAAAUGUUUUGGUCCUCAUGGAUCUGGGCUGGCCCAGGUUUCGGAGUUUAUGACUGGUGACUGUUUUUGUUCGUUUAUUUUUUUUUGUUUCUUUUGUUAUUUUCAAUUAUUGCUUAAUAGCCCUCUGCACAGUGGGGAUAGAAAUGUUUUGUUUCAGUGUAACAUUUCUGGAUAUGUUCUUAAACUAAGCCACGAAAAACUACCUUUUAAAAAUUGUUUGUUUCACAAGGACAGGAACCCGUGGUUCAUAACGAAGUACGAGACUCUGCUGUGAGGUUUGACCCCCCUCCGCGGUGGUCUGUCAAGAGAAAUGUGUUUUUGCAUGAUAUCCUUGUUAAAAUGAAUCCUUUGUCUUUGGUCAAUCAAGUGAGCAGCAUCAGUGUAUAUAAUUUUUUUUCUACGUUUCUUGUAUUGACUCUUAAUCACAAAGAUGAUUAACAAGGAUGAAGUGUUUACUUAAAAGGUCUGAGGUAUGUUUUAUGUACUGACAUUCAUUUAACUGUUUAGAACUUCAUAAAUUUACUCUGGAUGUUGUUACCAAGGCAGCUAGUCAUUCUUGGCCUCUGCGCAUCCAUAGUAUUCUUGGGACUCAGAAUACCCUUGUAUGUGAGAUCAUUAAAAACAAUUCUGCCCUUAA